UCUAAAUAAAAUGUUGGUGCCAAUAUUGCAUUGUUGCCAUAUUUUCUUUUAUCUGUUUAAUUUUACAGGUGUUAGAGGCAGCCCAGCCCUUGGCAGCUGAGCAACUGCUAAUUUUACAAGAAAAUAAGAGUCUUCUGGAAAGAUUUCAGAGUAAGCAGACGCAUGCGUUGCUAUGUUUAAACAAUUUAGUCAGUUCCUUAGAUACAGAGGCCCUGGGAGGGUGCCAAAAACUAUAUACUGUGUGGCAGGGCCUCCUUCAGCUUUCCACAUCACAAAAAAGUAUAGAGGAAGAGGAAGUAUUAGAAGCAGUAACAGCAGCUAUGAGGGCCGUGAUACACAAACUAGCUGAGGCAGAUCCUUCCAAGUUUCAGGCAGUACAGCCGGUAGAUCUGCAGUUUAUGUAUGAAAUGUCUACCAAGUGCCAGUGGCCAGAGGUCAGGGUCAAUGCUAUACGUAUUGUAUCAACCAUAGGGGGUAUAUUGGCCCAGAAUACAAACCCACAUCCAUUGCUCAAGGAUAUAGGAGUAUUACUCUUAGAGGUUGUAUGUAAGGACUCUGAUUUAUGGGUGGUAGCUGAAUCUCUGGACUCUAUAUUUGAUGUGUUCGGAGAGGAUCAUGUUGACCCGGUGCUGAAAGAGAUAGGACUCGUUGAAAAACUUAAGACUGUUGCAUCUGCACUGAAAUCAAAGGUACAACAGAACAGGAAAACACUUGGAGAACAUUACCCCGUCAUCUCAACUGCUCGUACAAAUCUUGUGCGUUUUAUAAAAUACAAGGCAUCACAUAUAAAAUGACAUAUGCCUCAUUGUAGUUGGUGCUUAAACAUAAAUUAAUGUAACAGUCAGGAAAGUUUUGGUUGUAACCCGAGUAUGGUGUCAUUUUAUAGAUGCAUACAACUGGAGCAUUGAAGUAUGUGAAAAGUUAUGGGCUCAAAAAUUGAUGCAUGGUGUAAAACAUUUCAUCAUGUAUGGUCAAUAGAUAUGGUGUAAAACAUUUCAUCAUGUAUGGUCAAUAGAUAUGGUGUAAAACAUUUUAUUGUGUAUGGUCAAUAGAUAUGGUGUAAAAACAUUUCAUCGUGUAUGGUCAAUAAAUAUGGUGUAAAACAUUUCAUCUUGUAUGGUCAAUAGAUAUGGUGUAAAACAUUUCAUCGUGUAUGGUCAAUAGAUAUGCCUCCAUUUGCCUUGAAUUUCAUUUUGAUAAAAGAAGUGCUAAACCUCCCUAGAAAACAGUUUAUUUCAUAUUUGUAACUGUGGAUAUGGAGAAUCUGAGGCUGUUUUUAUAUUGUACAUGACAUUGUGUAGGCUUACAGUAAUCAUAGCUAGAAAUUAUGUGGUUAGCAUUAAUGUCUGAUAAAUUAUAUGUUUGGUCUUCCAAUUUUGAAAAGUUCUGAUUUAAUGAAAAUUGUUUUUACCCCUUAUAUUUAAGGGACUUUAAGAAAACAUUUCAUACACAUAAUUGUUUAUACAACUGGUAUAAGUUAGGAAUAUUUCAUGUUGGCAUAUGUUUAAGACUUUCUUUUUUAAGGGCAUUUUAACAAUUGUAUUUUAUAUGAACAUAUUUGUAUUCAAACAAAUAUUUUACUACAAUGAGGAAGCAUUUGUUAAGUAUUUGAGAAUGCUUCUUACUUUUUUGUUUUGUUCAAUUAUUGCUAACUGGGUUGCAUUUGUUUGUGCUGUUUUUUAAGACUCUUGCUGACUGGAGACAUAAUAUGAGCAGUACUGUUAUGAAAGUUAUUUUAAUUAAAAAGUGUAAAUGCUUUAAAAACUUCAAAAGCCAGUAUUGUUGAUUUAUGAAAUAGUUGAAAGUUAAUGAUGUUUUUAUCUAUAAUUAAAGAUACUAGUGAAUUAUAUUGAAAAUUUAAUUGUUGAAUGAAUACAAACCAAUUUGCACAGAACUUUUACAAUUUUCUUUGCCAGAUAUUGAAAAUAAAAAUGUGCAAUACAAGCAGA
Mercenaria mercenaria is the source of this 1949-nucleotide messenger RNA. RefSeq lists its product as uncharacterized. Bases 321 to 794 code for a protein of 157 amino acids. The record is from RefSeq and is a predicted model, not a curated record. Gene Ontology annotation, biological process: ribosomal large subunit biogenesis; protein import into nucleus. The transcript has 6 exons. NCBI's taxonomy places the organism in Eukaryota, Metazoa, Mollusca, Bivalvia, Venerida, Veneridae.